CCCGAUGACGGCGGCGGGUGGUAGAAAGAUGGCCGUGCGCUGAGGGGCCUAGCCAGCUGAGCCAGCGACCACCACCACCGUCGGCGGGUGACAGGCCGCCCCAAAUUACUGGCUUCGCGUGGGCUGCGGCCGCCGUGUCGGGAAGGAAAAAAGAAGGAUCGGGCCCGAACCGCGCCUCGGAGUUUGGGACCUUCGCCAGAGGUGAUGCGCUCCCGGGUCGUCGUCAGCUGAGCGCCAGCAGCUUGCCACAGUGCGACCCCGUCGCCGCCGCCGUCGCUGGGACGACGGCUAGCUCCCGAAGCGCCAUGGACGACAUCAAGAGCGACGCGGUCCUCCACAUCGCCGAGAUCAUCACGGACCGGCUGUAUUUUGCCACGGUGCGUAGCACGGUGAAGCCAGUCUCGGGUGGCCAGAACCACUUCUUCACCAUCGACGAUGAGCUGGUCUACGAGAGCUUCUACGCCGACUUCGGACCUCUCAAUCUUGCCAUGCUGUAUCGUUACUACAUCAAAUUGCAGAAGAAGCUCAAUUCGUAUGCCCUGGCCCAGAAGAAGAUAAUUCACUACACAACCAGCGACGCGAAGAAGCGGGUCAACGCGGCCUUUUUGAUGGGCUCCUAUUCGGUAAUCUUCCUGAAGCGGUCUGCUGAGCAGGCUUACAAGUCCCUGUGUGCAGGCAUCAUCACGCCAUACAUUUCCUUCAGAGAUGCGUCCUUUGGGCCGUGCACAUACAACCUGAGCUUACUCAACUGUCUGCGGGCCGUCGAGAAGGCGGUUCUUCACAAAUUCCUCGACUUCGAGACAUUUGACGUGGAAGAGUACGAGUACUACGAGCGCGUCGAGAAUGGUGACCUCAACUGGAUCGUGCCCAACAAGUUCAUUGCCUUCUGUGGUCCCCAUCCCAAGAGCAAAAUUGAAAACGGCCACCCGUUCCACUCUCCGGAGACGUACUUUCCGUACUUCCGCAAGCACAACGUCAGCACGGUGGUUCGGCUCAACAAGAAGAUAUACGACGCACGCCGCUUUGCCGACCAGGGUUUUGAGCACAAGGACCUGUUCUUUGUAGACGGCUCUACGCCCAGUGACGCCAUCAUGCGGGAAUUUAUCGAAAUCAGCGAGAACACCCCCGGUGCCAUCGCAGUCCACUGCAAGGCCGGCCUAGGCCGCACGGGUACCCUGAUAGCGUGCUACAUCAUGAAGCACUACCGCUUCACGGCAGCCGAGGCCAUCGCCUGGAUUCGUAUCUGCCGGCCGGGCUCCAUCAUUGGACAUCAGCAGCACUGGCUCGAAGAGAAGCAGCAUUACCUGUGGCUACAGGGCGACCUGUACCGGUCGCAGCUUAGCAGCAGCCAGCAGCACGCCAACAACGUCAACAACAACCAGGCUUCCCUGGGCAACACGGGAACCACGACCACGGGUGGUACGCGGCGCUCGCUGUCGCCCCACAACCGCAGCGUGUCCCCGCCGGCCGUGACGAGCAACAACCGGCGGGGGUCGCCCCGGCGUGCCGUGGCGUCCGACACUGAGGGCACGGUCAGCCACAUUCUGGGCCGCUUCCACUUGACCGACAAGAGGACGCAGCAGCAGCAGCAGGUGGACCGAGCCAACAACAACACGAUGGCGGGUGACUCGGAGGAAGACCUCACCCAGGGCGACAAGCUGAUGCGCAUCAAGGCACAGCGGAGACAUCCGCGCUCCCUCACAGCUAGCGCUGCACUCGCUGGUGAGGAGGGCCGCCCGCAGCGGCGAGCGUCUUCUCAGCCCCUGAAGGGUGGAGGUGGCGGGGGCACCCCCAUGUCGCCCCCGGGGGGACCCUUCGCACCAUCCGUAGGCUAUGCUUCCCCGGUGAAGUCCCUGCGCACGGGAUGCCGCGCUCCUGCUACGGCUGUCAACACGACGGGGCGUCGCCGCUCCCCUACCUCGCCUCCAGCACGCAGUGUCUCCGGCCGCCAGGCGUCCGGAAGCAUGCCCAGGUGACGAGGGGGGCCGGCCCUCCGGAGGGCGGCAGCGGAGGCGCCCCCCGGCCCCCCUAGCAGGCGCUCCCCCCGGAAGAGGCCCAAGAGAUGCAACCCCUCCACCCCCAGCCGCCGCUAAUGAGCCCCUCCUGGGCAAUGCCACUAGCACAGCACGCCCCACCUAUAUGCUCCUCCAGGAUAAAAGCACCAGUUCCAUUGUGUGCGGUGUGAUGAUGACCAGGCAGUGUGGCCAACAAGUUCUCUCCCUUCUCGUAGACAUCUCCACCAGAGUAGUGUGCGACACUGCCUGGAGUUUGGAAGUGACUGCAAGGCGCGACUCUCGAACCCUUUGGGCAAGAACCGUCAUCCCUGUGACAGAGUGCGACCAUGACUGGAAGGUAUGCGGACGAGCAUCAUCACACGGGUACCCCCUGCCAGAAUCGAUGCAGCAUUAGAGUAUGAACAGCAUACUGCCAGUGCCCCAUUCCUACCAUAGUGCAAGCUGGUACCCGGUACCGGCUGUGCACUGGAGUACCGGCUGUACACUCUAGCGUGUGCCAGCUGCGUACAAUAGUGCAACUAUGUACCAACUGUGUAUUGUGCUGUAGAUGUACAGAUAGAUUUCUAGAAGAGGGGAUAAUGAUACUGGUAGUGGCAAAGCAGUAAUAAUAGAAGGAUGUGCUGUCUGCUGGAAUUCUGGAAGGUUGGCGUGGCGUGCCUGUCUGCCGGUACUAGGUAAGAAUUAUUGGUUCUGGGGAGAGCGGGCUGGCGAUGGCCCUGGCAGCCAGCUCCUCUGCACAUGCCACCAGAAUCGAAUGAGACCUUCUUGCCCAGUGUUGCAGAUGCCGGUGCUGGGGAUGCUGGCAGAUGCUUUGAGGGUCGCUGGACAGAGUUGUUCGUUUUUUUUUUUCCUCCGGGAACUGUAUCGCCACAGUGCUGCAUGUUUUGCUUUAACUUGAACUUGAGGGAACAGAAAGCGGUGCAUUAUUCCGUAGGAGUUCUUGGGAACAGCUCUGCUUCGCUUGCCUUCGUGCCCUGAGCAUUCAGCUUAGUUUUUACGUGGAAGCACAUUCAGCGUUUUGUUCAAAAGUGUGUAGUCGUAAUGUGAUGCAGGAUAUUUAACCAAGGGCACUUGCUGCUGAUUGGUUGCUUGGAUGUUUUGCCGGAUGCAGGCACGUGAAGCCUUGCAGUCGUGUGCCUACUGCACAGAUGUUCCUCACCUUGAGCCGAAGCACCAAACUGUAGAGAAUGAAGCCGCAUCUGUGGCGUGUACAGCCUAGUUCCCCCGCAUUCAUUAACCUGCCAGUGUUUGAAGAUCUCCAGUGCAUUGGGUGAUGAAUUUAACACGCAUCCGUUAUUUUGUCAUGGAUUCCUUUGCAUCCAGUGAAUUGCUUCUAGUUUAUAUGCACCGAGCCGCAGUACCAGGUCUGCUGUAAAUCCCGUUGAGACGUAACAACCUACUCCCGGUGCAAGAGUUGCUUGUGUGGUAUGGAGCAAUGCUGGUGGUUUUACUAAUUUAUAGCAACAUUGCAGUGGUUUUUAUUUUGUUUGACGUGAGACAAGAUGACAAGAUUUUAUUUCGCAAAGCGUAUUGCAAUACUGUGAACACUGUUGGCUGCGGCCUCCUCCCAGUGCUUGGCUCUGGUUUGCAUCUUGAAACGCUGCCUGCUCGUUCCAAACAAAUCUGCUGCAGCUGCUGUGUCGCUGACGCACAGUGUAGCGAUGGCCACGUUCUCAUUUGAUCACUUUUGGGGUGCACGUUGAUUGACUAAGCCAACAUAAGUAGAUGUGGCAAAAUGGAACUCUCCACAAGCACUAUCAUUGCAUUGUAUGCUGAGCAGGUUGACGGGAUGUUCGUUGGCUCUAAUGAAACGUAGCAUUGAAUUUAGCAGUGAAAGUCAUCAGUCAUAAAUAUGGCCCCAGAAAGAGACCCUCCUGCUUGGUGAGCUGUCGGAUGCCAGCUUGUGCUGAAUGAUAUUUGACCAUCUGCAGCUUCUUACAUCAAACCUCAAUGCAACGAAGUUUCAUACAACACGGAAGUGGCUUUGUUAUAUUCAAACAUUUGUUAUAAAUGUAUAUUUGUGACACAGUAUGAAGAGAAAAACUAUACUACAUUUACUUUGUUAUAAGCAAUUAUUUGUUAUUACAUCUGUAUUGGUCGUAUCGAAGUUAAACUUUGACGCAACGAAUACAUAUAUGAUGAAUUUCCGCUUUUGAUGAGGUCAAUGAACAGUCAUGGAACAGUGUUACAAAUGUAUGUUUAUAGUGAAUUUUUGGAUGUGACGAAACUACUUCCAUGUAAGAUAUGACUUUGUGGCAAGGGUUUAUUGUAUAGUGGGCCAUUUGCCUUUUCCAUUGGGUGAUGUUCAUUAACUCUUGAUGAGGAGUUCGUCAGCAAUACUCAGGCCCAUGAUAUUAGGUCACAGCAUAGGGCUUCAAUGGUGGAGUCACGCCAACGUGGCCUUGUUGUUUAUGUUACUCAGCUGCUAGUCAAGUGAUUUAAGUGCACUCAGGCUUGCUGUGAUAGCAGUAGCUCUGUAUCCAUCGCAUUUCCGGCUAGAUCGGCUUUUUUUUGUUACGUCGCUCGGACACCUGGUCAUCAAACGGCUCAUGCAGUCAAUUUGCUAUAACAAAAGUUGCAUGCCAACACAAUACUGUCGUCAUUUACCUGCCAAUAAUUAUAAACAUACAGACCAGCGUCGUCGAAGAAAGACUGCCGGUCGGGUCUGUGUGGAAAAUAUAAGAGCGUUGAUGCCUCUGACGGGCUAGCAAAGCAUUUCCCAUCGAUUUUGAUUGCACAUAGUCGGCUUGCUGUGCUAACAUAUAACAUUUGAGCAAUUUGCGAACCAUGCAUCUAGCACUACCGUUAAUAAUGCACAACUGCGUAAUAGGCGUAACAGCGUGGGACCGGCUUGGCUAGAUGUAUGAGGGCCCCAGCCGGAAGCCAAGCCGCUGGCUGAGCCAAGCUUCCUGCCAAUGUGCCGUUCCACUUGCAGAAUGUUUUUGCACUUUUGCUGCUAGAAUACCUUGUUCGAGCAGUGAGCAAAUGAUUUGCUUCACUGUUACGAGUACUGCCCAGAAUCCUUCGUUUUCAUAUUGUCAUAGCAGCGGAAUACUCAUCGAAUUAAAGCAUGGCCAAAUGAAUUUUAUAUUUAAGUCAUGUCCGACAACUUCUAUUAAAUCUGCGUUGGUUGUAUCGAGGUUCACUGGUAACGGCAGAGUGAACCGAUCAAUGUAUUGGCAAGGAUUUUGUUGGCUACCCAGCAAGUGCGAAUGUCAGUUUUAUUUGUCAUCAAGCACAUUGCGUACUUCAGCCAAUGCAGCAGUAGCGGCAAAAGAAUCUCACAGGCGAGCUUUGAGAGAUGCACUGGGAGGCAGGUUUCUGCCAAUAUUUACGACGGUGGCAGUGUUGUGGUGUUCAAACCUACACAUAUGUAUAUCGCACAUUCACGUUUGUUGUUCCCAGAAACCUGGAUGUGCCGUUUUACCCGGUUUCACCCCUUUAUCACCCAUUGUCACUCCUCACCUUCACCAUGUCACACCCAACCCUUUCCCGUCCUAGCAAACUGUGACCUCAUCACCUCGAUGCUAUUUAUGUAAGCUAAGUGAGGGUGCAUUUAGAACCGUACUAAUCACUGAUCCUCAUUUCAAUUCCGGUGCACUGAAAACGUUUCGCUCGUCACAUUUCAGCUCAUCCCUGCAUGGAUUGGGGGCUGUACCCUGUCGCAUCGUGACUCUGCAAACAGACAAGGCUAUGGAGCGUUCUCAGUCAGUGUGCGAAAGAGCCGCCCACUUUUAUUUUGUUAAGAGCUGCAUUUUUUUUUGUUGGUUCAGUUGAAUGAAUGGCACUUUAAAAAAAAAUUUCAGCAAAUAUGUAUGUAGGCGCAACCUGGAAUUCUUGUUUGGACAUAUGCAUAUUCCUUACGUAGUUUAUGUUGACAGUCAUUAGAGUGUCUCCCACGUUAUGAGUGAUACAACAUAUUUAGACUAAAUGCGCAAACUUGAAACUUCGACACCUUAGUAAAGAGACAAACUACUGCACUGACUUGCCACUGGUUUACGAUUUUCGAAAUAACUCGUCGUGUUAGCUUAGAGGCUAAAGUGUUAUGCUGCCAAGCUUAGAGGACAUGGAUUUGAUUCCCAGCCACUGCGGUCUCAUUUAGAUAGGGACAUGAUGCAGACACAGCUGCGGAGCCACUCCAGCUCUGAGAGAAGCCAUGGUGGAGGGCUCUGGGUCGUUUCUAUCACUUGGGGUUCUUUAAUGUGCACUGACGUUGCACAGUACGUGGGCCUCUAGCACUUCACCUUCAUUGAAAUGUGACCGCUGCGGCCGGUACUGAAACUGCAUAUUUUUGGGUCGGCAGCCGAGCAUUGUAACCACUGAUCCACCGCGGCAGCUUGCGAUCAACUUUUAUCACUUCAGAAAGGUACUAUUGAUGUAGCUAUCCACAUACAAACACUAUUACUUUUUCUGUGAAGCGUAGGAAAGUACUACUAAAAUUUUGGGGUAUUAUGUGCCAAAACAAUGAUAUGAUUAUGAAGUACGCAAUAGUGGGAAACUCUAGAUUAAUUUUGAUGACUUGGGGUUCUUUGCACAACUAAAUCUAAGCCUGCAGCUGUUUCUGCAAUACGUCCAGAUCUACAUGUGGCCGCCAUAGCUGGGAAUCAAUGCCAUGUCCUCAAUCCUUGCAGCGCAACACUUCAGCCCAUGGGUGCCUCCCUUUCAGUCACCGCCGCAAACUAUGAUGGAAGCAGGCGAAUGUCAGGCUCUAGUGACUUUUAUGUCUCAACCAAGAGCUUUUUUUUUUUUAACUUUAAACCCCAUAAAACCAAAAGUCUAUUGCAGUCAAGCAUUCAGUGUCUCGACUGAAAGCCCGCGCCUCAUUUCCAGGGACUGAAAACCGGCGCCUCAUCGACAGCUCCAGCUUUGGUACGGCAGCACAGUUGAAGGGUUAUGCUGUAGCGAGCCAAUCGACUGGCCUGCGCCUGAGGUUUUCACACUUUGCAGAGUCCACGAUGAGACAGGAUAUGGCAUUGCCAACUGUUAACUGCCCACUUAUGCAGUGUGGGUUACUGAAUAAGCACACGUUCCUUUCGCAUCUUCAGGUGUCAUUGAAAGAUCCACUGUUUAGGUCAUUUGUAUAUGCCACCCAUGAUUCGCUGUGUUGUUCCUGUAAGACGGCAUUGUAGAUCAUACGAGGGCAUUGCAUGAUGCUGGCGUUCGGCACAGCAGGUCCACGUCAACGUGAUCACUGCAUCAUGCCACUGCUAUCUCUUCAGUGGUAGACCAUGCCUUCCAUACUAGUGUCCUUCUUUUGUCUUCAUGUGUUUGGCACGUGAUUCAUCUCAACCACCAUACGAAGCAGUAGCUAGGCUGCAGUGGACUGAAUUGCUGCGCAGACACUGCAAUCGCAGUUGCAGAAUAACGAGGCAGAGAGGAGUGGCAGGAUUGGCCGGUUAGCUUUUUUUUAUUUUGAGAAAGAGGCCGGCAGAAUGAAACGAGCGUUCCACACAUUGCCGUGACACUCGUUGAAUGGCUGGCUCUUACAACAGAAAUAAAUGUCAAUAUGCAUGUUGUACAGUGGAUGUUGUCGCAGUUCUGGACUGACAGUGGGAUGAAAAGGUACGGACUAACAACUUGCGUGUUGUCUAACGAUUGAUUAACGGGCCAGUUGCUAAUUAUUUUUGCUGUCCACUUCACGUGGGUCGUGCCUCUCGUUUCUGCCGGCUCCUAUGCGUGGCAGUGUUGCAGGCCGGGUCAGUCGUCAACCUAGAUCCACGUCGCAUCGACAUCGAUUUCUUAUAUCGACAUAGUUAUGUGUAUCAUACUUUUAUCUUAGCAACGGCAGGCUUCUUUGCCGGGUCGGCAUAGAAUUGGAGGCCUUGUGUGUCGUGGCUGUCUUGUGGCGGGUUUCUGCCUCGGGUUGUUGUCUUUGUCUCUGUAUUUUACUCACUCCUUGUUGUCUCCAUAAGUGCGUGUCUUCCUUCGUCCUUGUGGUGUCUGUGUCGUUCGUUCCGAAAAGAAAAAUAGAUGUGCCCACGCGGUAUCUCGCGACCUUUCUGUUAGGGUGGUCAUCAUCACACGAUCACGACAACGAUGAUCAUAAUCACCAUUGUCACGUGACACACUUGUAGCGAAGCAUGGAAAGUAAAUGUUGCGGAAGGACGAGGGCCAUGUCAGGUUGAGCUUUCAGAGUUAGCAGCCAUCUAAGCCGAGAACGUAGCGGCAGCUUGUUCUUAGUUUGGGUAAAACGUUAGUACAUUGCUUCUUUUCAUGUCACUCUGAACGAGAAUUGAACGUAAGGCAAAGCUGUCGAAAACUGCAGUCUUGGCCUGUUAUGUGCGGUGCCUUGGGUUUUGCAACGCUCGAGGUAGCAUUCGCAAAUAUGCUUCGACGUGGCUUAACUCUGAUUCGGCUGUGCUGGAGUGCAGCGCAACCUGCAAAUGGAGGUGGUUGUCGUGUCUCUGCAACGCUCCGUGGCGAUUCUUUCGCCGUAGUUUUGUGAUAACACACAUUGAGCGCUUACUCAGAGGCACAGGACUAGAGGGGCACAUUGUGAAGCAGCUCCUCACCUCAAGAAGAAUCGGCGAGGAGGGUUGUUGGAGCUCGGCUGCUGCUCGGGUUGACGAGCAGUGCUUGCCAGGCACGAGGCACCGUUUGAGAAGGAGCUGUUGAGUCGAGGUGUGUUUCUGGAUGCAGUGGUUAGAUUUUCUAGCGGUAGCAGUUCUUUAGUCUGUGCCUGCUGUAAUGGUGAUGCUGCCUUAAAAGAAUGCCUCGAUGACCAGCUGUUUUUUUGGAUCAUGCCAAAGUGACGUGCAGGGAACCAUUCACUCGCCUCUCCACGCUUUGUUUCCUACUUCCACCAGAUGAACGAUUACAGUACUGCAGCACACUCUACACUGGAUCUCACAUCGUAAUCUGAAGUGUAUGCCCAGCAGUGGACUUUGAGUCCAAUCUUUUGCCUGAAAACGAGUCUCUCACCUUAGAGCACGGUCCGUGCAUUAUCUCCAGCCUUUAGGAAGUGACAUUGUCCGUUGUCUCUGGUGUGUGCGCAGUGGAACCACACUGCGCACAGGCUGUAAACGUAACUGUGCAGGUUGGAGACGAUGGCGUCAAACUGUGAGCAGUCAUCGUAGGAGACGCCUAGAGCACCUAAAGUGAGAGGAUCUGCCAGGGGACGUCUCGUUCGUUUCGGUCUUCGAGCAUCGCCAGAGUCAACACGUUACCGGGGACAUUUCGGAACUGGCACGGCUGCCAAAUCGUUUUCUCCGCGAGCUGUUACGACUGGCUGACGAGUGUGAAACAGCAUCUGUGAACUCCAUUCACUACGUAUUUUGCGAGAUGAAGGCGUAAGAGCACAUGUAGAAAUCCACGUUGGUCUCUAGGGGAAAAAAAAGAAG
Molecule: messenger RNA, 9355 nt
Organism: Rhipicephalus sanguineus (brown dog tick)
Lineage: Eukaryota; Metazoa; Arthropoda; Arachnida; Ixodida; Ixodidae
Product: dual specificity protein phosphatase CDC14A
Exons: 12
Coding region: 306-1976 (556 amino acids)
Biological process (GO): regulation of exit from mitosis; cilium assembly; positive regulation of cytokinesis
Cellular component (GO): centrosome; mitotic spindle; kinociliary basal body
Molecular function (GO): protein serine/threonine phosphatase activity; protein tyrosine/serine/threonine phosphatase activity
Source: RefSeq, a predicted model, not a curated record